Molecule: messenger RNA, 2473 nt
Organism: Achroia grisella
Lineage: Eukaryota; Metazoa; Arthropoda; Insecta; Lepidoptera; Pyralidae
Product: sodium-coupled monocarboxylate transporter 2
Exons: 11
Coding region: 105-1991 (628 amino acids)
Biological process (GO): sodium ion transport; transmembrane transport
Cellular component (GO): membrane
Molecular function (GO): symporter activity
Source: RefSeq, a predicted model, not a curated record
GGAACGCAUGCGUUUCACGUACAGCCGCGUGUGGUAAUCUGUGGUUUGCUGCCAAUUAUUUCUAUUUGGAGAAUAAUAAUCACGGAAGACAUUCUAUAUUCAAAAUGCAUUCCGGUCUGUUGGCGUGGGAGUGUAUAGUGUUUGCUGUAUUUAUCUGUGCUUCAUCUUGUGUGCCUCUGUGGAAGAGACGCAGGGACACUAAAGAUGCUGGAGGGAACGCCAAACAGGCGUAUAUCUUUGCUGGCGGCGGUGUAUCUUUAUUGGUGAUGAUACUGUCUGUUGCGAGAGGAACUCUUGGGGUCCGAUCGUUUUUGGGAUUCCCAUCAGAGCUGGUGUACCGAGGGUCUGCAAUGUGGGAGACGCUGUACGGCGUCGUCUUAGCAUUCCCGUUGGUUUGCUUCCUCUUCGUGCCAGUUUAUUACAGGCUGCAUACAAACUCCGUUUAUGAGUAUUUACAGAUGAGAUUCGACUCGAUAUGGGUCAGACGGAUCGCCUCAGCCACUUUCAUCGUCAGACAACUGCUGAACUUGUCUGUCACUGUGUACACUCCGACUGUGGCUCUUCACGCCGUGUUAGCAUUACCACACUGGGCAUCAGCUGCCAUGCUGACUGCAGUGGCCAUAGUCUUUAACCUGCUAGGAGGUCUAGCAGCUGCUAUCAGAGCUGAUGUCAUACAAACAACAACAAUGGUUCUCCUUGUUUUAAUGUUUUAUUAUUCCGUCAAAUUUACUGGAGACCCAACAGUGAGGGUUGAUACGCUAUCAGCUUUCAUCGGCCAGCUCUUCAUGUCUGUAUCUAUAUAUGGCUGCCAGCAGACCUUCGUCCAAAGAUACUGCUCCUUAUCCAGUGAGUCCAAAGUGAGGAGAAUGCUCCUGGCCAAUGUGCCAGCAGUCAGCGUGUUAUUCAGUUUGUCUUGGAUAGUCGGCAUGGUGCUUUAUGCUGUAUACCAGUAUUGUGAUCCUCUGGCUUCAGGGAGCAUUGCGGCUCCAGAUGAAGUGCUACCAUUUUAUGUUCAAGACCAGUUCUCCUUUUUACCUGGGAUGCUGGGACUGUUUUUGGGCAGUCUCUUCAAUGGUGCUCUAAGUUUCCUGGUUUCAAAUGUGAACUCCUUAGCGACAGUAACGUGGGAGGACUUUGUAUCUGCUGCACCGGCGUUCAAGGGCACCUCAGACAAACAACACCUGACAGUCAUCAAGAUCAUUGGAAUUAUAUAUGCAAUACUCAUCAUGUGCUUGUCCCUCUGCGUUGGAAUAGUCGGAGGCGUCAUUGAAGGAUCACUUCUUGUGACAUCUGCGACGUCGGGAGCUCUUCUGGGCGUGUUUAUAUUAGCCACUAUGUGCCCAAUGGCAAAUGGCAAAGGAGCUCUGAUCGGGAUGCUGGCAUCUCAUUUUAUAACAACUUGGAUGGCUGCUGGAAGGCUGAUAUAUGUUGAUAAGAGCGUCGCUAUGCUACCAGUAUCUGUUGAGAACUGCACCAAUUCUACUAAGAACUUGUACAACGUCAAACCUCUGCCUAUUGGAGUGAAUGAAACAUUAAUGCAACUGGCGCCUCUGUUUCAAGCUAUGAAUCACACUAACCCCAUCAAGAAACAAGCGGAAUCUACGAUAAGCUCCGGUCUGCACACCAUGUAUUCGAUAUCUUACAUGUGGUAUGCAGUUAUUGGUACACUUACAUGCGUAACACUCGGCAUUAUAAUCGGCUAUAUCACAGGCAAAGAUUCAGAAAUAUACGACGAGCGUCUCCUACACCCGUUAGUGCUAAAACUAUCCAGAAAAAUGCCGGGACGCAAACGCCAAUUCACAAACGAUAAAGCAGAGAAGGUUCCAGAACAGAAAGACUCAUCAGAACACACAGAUGACACAACCGUUGAGACUGUUAAUGAAGAAACGAAGGAUGUGAAAGCAAGUCCUAUAAAUUUAAAUAAUAGUAGACUCUUCGAUGCGUACGAAACUAGAACGCCUUCUCCAAUACCUGAGAGAACGAAGUUGUGAUUUUGCACUGACAAUUUAGUUUUAACGUUGCCAUUUUCAGGCUGUGUAUGAUAUUAGAUAGAUUAGAAAUAUUAAUUUAAUAGGAUGUUUAAAGAAUGGUUGCGAUGAUGGAUCUAAAUGGAUGCUUUUCAUAUGAAAUUUUGAUAUAUUUUUUAUUUCAGUGCCGUCUGUAUUAAAUGUCGUAUAAUUAUGGCUAACUUUAUUUAUAUAUAUUUUUAUACGAUAAUGAAAUGGUGCACCUGCCUGCGAUAACGGUUUACGCCGGCGGGGCACCAGUGGAGGAUAAUAAUAUGAACAUGAGGUCGGAUCAGUUAGUCCAUCGUGAUAAAUUCACCUAGAAUCACGAUGGUUUUCAGGAGGAACCGCGCGUCAAUCUGAUAUGGUAUUAUACAUUGCUAACAAUGGGGUCAAGAGCCCCCAUUACUAACAAUACCAGGAAGAUUAUUGUUAGUAACUAAUUUAACUUUAUUUAUAUUGUUAAC